Bombus huntii is the source of this 4977-nucleotide messenger RNA. It is a transcript of the gene pHCl-1, whose product is annotated as glutamate-gated chloride channel. The record is from RefSeq and is a predicted model, not a curated record. The transcript has 15 exons. Gene Ontology annotation, molecular function: extracellular ligand-gated monoatomic ion channel activity; neurotransmitter receptor activity; transmembrane signaling receptor activity. Lineage: Eukaryota; Metazoa; Arthropoda; Insecta; Hymenoptera; Apidae. Gene Ontology annotation, biological process: nervous system process; regulation of membrane potential; chloride transmembrane transport. The coding region runs from base 538 to 2562 and encodes 674 amino acids. Gene Ontology annotation, cellular component: neuron projection; synapse; membrane.
GUUAGUUCGGCGGUGCGGCGGUUUGGCGUCUAGUGAGCCGGCUGGUCGAGGGGUGGCGGUGCGGUAGUGUCGCGCCGAAACAACCCUCAGUCUAAAAGCUACCGCGGUCGGGUGCGUGUCUUUACUAACGUCUUUCUGCGCGAUUAUUUGCCGCAUACGUCCAUUUACGUUUCUCUUAAUUGUGUAUUGUUCUGGACCUGACCUCGGAUGCCCUGCUCGAGUAUCAUAGUGCGGUUCUUUGUCGAUCCAACAGAUUGAAGGUCAAGUUAACUUCCGGAGCGAGUUGACGAAUCAGCGGAGGAGUAUCUAAACGGACGCGUUACCAGAGAUCAUCGUUUCGAUGACAGUUGCCAGCGGUGGACGUUAAAGUGAUACACGAGCCACCGAAAGGAUCCUUUGCUCGCGAAAGCGAACGAGAAGUGGUAAGCAGGAAGAUGAGAGUCCGUGAGAGUUGAAGUAAAAACCUGCACAACGAAUAGCAACAGCCUGCCUCGUCCAUUGCGACCAGCCACAUAUCUCACGUUAAGAUGACAUAGAAUGGGUUGGGUGGCGCUAGGGCGGUGUGCGGGUGGUGGCGGCCGCCUCUCGUCCGUCCUCUCGCUGUCUCUCACCUCCCUCGCAAGCUCCCUCAUCUUCACCAUCCUCUGUAUCCUCACACUUGCCCUCACUCUUGUCACUCUCGUGCGUGCCGAAGACAUCCAUAACGAAUUCACUCGAAAGAGAACGACGCGCGUUUCGUACAGAUCGCGUGCGACAAGCGCAUUCUCAGGAAAACCGAUCUUCUUGGACACCUCGAAGGUCAAGGUCGAGGCUCGCGACAAAGCGAACUGCGGGUUAAUCUGCGGAUCGACCUUCGGGGUGGCUAGAGAGAGAGAACACUCGAUGAUCGGGGGUGAAAACCGAGGAAAGGAAUGGAAAGGAAAGGAAAGAGGAAAGGAAAGGAGAAAGGAGAAAGGAAAGGAAAGAGAAAGAAAAGGAAAGGAAAAAUUCCGUCGUGGAUCCGGUGGUUUCGGGGCUAGCUACAAUACGUUGUGUUGCAGUUUCGAGGAGGGCAAGUCGGACAAGGAGAUACUGGACAACCUGCUGCUGUCGACCCGUUACGACAAGCGGCUUCUGCCCCCGGUCCAAGAUGCGGAUUUCUGCUGCGGAAUGCGAUGGCCUGGUGACGCCACCGGCCUGUCGAACCGGUCGUCGACCUCCUCUAACGACCCCAAGAACCAGUACAAGAACCAGAACAAUAACCACUACACGUCGCACCAACACCUUCGCACCCACCUUCGCGGAACCUUGACCGUAAACGUGAGCGUGCUCUUGUUAAGUUUGGCUUCUCCCGACGAGUCCAGUUUGAAAUACGAGGUGGAAUUCCUGCUGCAACAACAGUGGUACGACCCGCGAUUACGAUACAGCAAUCGGUCGCAGUACGAGUACUUGAAUGCGAUUCAUCAUUACGAUGAUAUCUGGUUGCCGGACACGUACUUCAUAAUGCACGGAGACUUCAAGGACCCGCUCAUACCAGUUCAUUUUGCCCUUCGGAUAUAUCGCAACGGCACGGUCAACUACCUUAUGCGGCGUCAUCUCAUCCUAUCCUGCCAGGGUAGACUCAAUAUCUUCCCUUUCGAUGACCCACUGUGUUCAUUCGCGAUCGAGAGCAUAUCGUACGAGCAAUCGGCGAUCACGUACGUGUGGAAAAAUGACGAGGGUACGUUGCGGAAGAGUCCUAGUCUAACGUCGCUGAACGCAUACCUCAUUAAGAACCAGACAAUCACGUGUCCGAUCAAAGUAAGCUGGAGAGCUGAGGGACAGAUCGUGGUCGACUACGAGGACGAGUUCGAUGAAUUUGGGGACGCAAAGUGUUCGCUGUGCCAGCGCAGAUUUGAGGAGCAAGGUAACUACAGCUGCCUGAAGGUGGAUCUGAUUUUUACGCGAGAUCGUGCCUUCUACUUCACAACAGUCUUCAUCCCGGGUAUCAUUUUGGUGACCAGCUCCUUCAUAACCUUCUGGCUUGAAUGGAAUGCGGUGCCAGCGCGAGUAAUGAUCGGUGUGACGACGAUGCUCAACUUCUUCACGACGUCGAACGGUUUCCGCUCGACGCUGCCCGUCGUGUCGAACUUAACUGCCAUGAACGUGUGGGAUGGCGUUUGUAUGUGCUUCAUCUACGCCAGCUUGCUCGAGUUCGUCUGCGUGAAUUACGUCGGCCGUAAACGGCCGAUGCACAAUGUCGUCUAUCGUCCUGGAGAGAAUCCCGUCACCCAGCGGCUCCCAGCGGUGCUCAGCAGGAUAGGGAUAAUAUUGGCCAGCCCCUUGGGUAAAAAGAAGCGAGAGGGCGGUCCACCGACCGGAGCUACGACAGGACCGAACGAGAUCGUAACCUGCACCAAUUGUGGACCCAACCCUUGCACGCACACGACCACCAAUGGAUGCACAGCCGAGCUAAGAAAAAAGGAACCACCGCAUCCGAUAAGAGUGGCAAAGACGAUCGACGUGAUAGCAAGAAUCACUUUUCCGGUCGCCUAUUUCAUGUUCCUCACCUUUUUCUUCAUCCACUACAAAGGCACCUCGUAGACCAACACCAGAGGCAACAGUCCAGAAGAAUUCCACCGUUGAUCAUCGGAGGCCGCGUCACUCGGCGUGGCUCUAUCUCAAGUCGAAUUUCAAUUGUCGAAGAGAAGCGUCGAAGCUAGAGAACCAAAGGGGAGCAGACACGUGACGCGUAGGUCAUCUGGAAAGUGUGUAUCGAAAUCGGAAGGGACGAACUCGUCGGAUAAACUGGACGGUCGAAGAAAGUGUUCGGCGAUCUCUCCGCCGCUCGAGGAAGCGAAACAUCGUCGGAGAAAGGAUUCGCGAGAAAGUGUGUUUCGAUGUCGAUGCAUGAAACCAGAAAUGAUCGCGUCUGUACGUAGGUGGUAUUCCGUGGAAAACAAAAAUGUACUUACUAACGAUAUGACGUACGAAACGGUAUCGAUCGGCGCGUGAUCGAGCGAAGAUCGUGCCGAAGUCUUAGGCUGUCUUUUCUUUGGCUUCGAAGGGCGAAGAAACGGGGAGAGCAAGAGAAUUUGGUGGAUUCGCCUCUUCCUCAUCUUUUCUCACAUGUGAUAAUUCUUAAAAGCACUCUUUAUCGAAAAAGCGAAAAGCAAGCUUGGGUCCGGUGAAUAGUCGACGAAGGGCAUACAUACGAAGAGAAAUAGGGUACGAGAGCGAGAAAGAAGCGAAUGAAAGGGAGGGAGAGAAAGAGAGAGAGAAAGAGAGAGAGAGAGCGAGAGAGAGAGAGAGAGAGCGAGAGAUAGAACGAAAACGCGGACACACUCUUUAAAAAUCUUUCUUCUACUAUCGGAUAUAGUGAUGUCGCUAAUUCGAGAAUGCUUCUGAAAACUAGCUAAAAAGGAAAAAAAAGAAAUCAAAUUUACUUAAUUAAGGAAUGUUAUUACUUGUAAUCUCACUAUAAAUAGGUAAGGUCGAUGUAAGUGUCGUCCAUGAAAUCGCUAACUCGUGAUUCGCCUUUUACUUAAAUAUCGACCUUUUUUCUGUACUUUAUCGUGAUUACGAUACCGUGGCAAAAAUCAACGUGAUCGCAAGUUAGCUCUAUAUUCGUAGACCUUUAAAAAAAGACGUUCGCUUUCAAUCGAGGGAGCAGGGCUGCGAAGCAUACAAUUCCGUUGUACAAAAAGAAAAAAAAUAUAUAUACAUAUAUGAUAUAUAUAUACAGACACACAUACAAACAUGCGCAUGCACACACACAGACACGCACACACACACACAUAUACACACACUACACAUACACACAUAAAUAUAGUUAAUCAAUCGUCGUUUCAUCGAAGCUUUUCACUGUAGGUACAUACGUAUACUUAUAAUACGAUAUGUAUCCUUCUCUCAAUCAUUCAGGGUAGCAUUCGCAUAAAUAGCUUUUACGAUUUAUAUUCUACCUGUACGAUCAGUGCAGUUCAAGGAAAGCGAAGCGAAUCGAUGAGGUCGUAACAAAAACGAGUCCCGUCGAAUUUUUCAAACCUUCAGCUAAUAACGAGUGCAUUCUAAUAGCCAGAAGUUAUCCUGACCACGAAUUAAGUAGAAUCGGUAUUGUAAAAUUAACUAUACAUGUCUUGCUUUAUCGUCGAAUCGGUUCUUUAAAAAUUGUUGUUACGAGGUCAAGAACUUCGUGAUUUAAUUUAGUAUAAUUCCUCUGUGAUACGAUCGAAGAUACACUUGUAGAGAUUAUAUAACGUGAUGAGUAUUUCGUUUAAUUAAAUUGGGAUAUAUUAAAGAGAAAUGAACGUUACAAUAGGACUAUCAAACCAGUCACGACGACUGUUAUCGGAUUUGUUGAUUUUGUAAUUGCUAAAAGUGUUUUUGGUAACAUUAACGUUUACUUAUCUAUUUUUGUCAUACUGUUUUAAUUCUAAUUAAACAUGUAUAACAUAUUUAGCCUGCGCAUCGAAGAGUACUAUUUUGCUUUCUUGGAAAAAGACAAACACGAAUAGGGGUAGUUUUCGUUACGAGACCUUCGACUCGUUUGACAUAGAAAAGAACAGAUUCGAAUUGACCCAUUGAAUUCCACGAACAAAUUAAUCUUGCGAAUUUCCUUUUAAUUUCUCUUCGUUCUAAACGAAAUUCGAACGUACGAACAAAACUUGAUCGAUGAUGAUAGAUGAUGAUCAUAUUAACGACAAAACGAUAACACACACAGGGAGGAAUUAACUUAAUACGGGUAAAGCUUGCGAUUAGCUUAGAUUUAACGAAGUGCCCAUAUUCGAUGCUCGAGCGACGCUGAUGCUUUGCCCGCGAAACAUACAAUUUAGGAAGAACGUAGAAAGAGUAACAAAAGUCAAGUACGCCGCUCGAUACUUUUUGAAACGAUGAACUUCAGUGGAAGAAACAGCGAGGCGGCUGAAAGAAAUUUUUAGAAUAUAAUUCCAGAGUUAACAUUCGAUGUUUCUUCGAGUAAUCUGCGCAUCUUUAGAUAUACAAUUACUAUUAUUACUGUUA